UGCCGGAGAAACUGCGUGCUCGGUGAAGCAAGGGUUCGAACCCAACUUUGUGCGCACCAAUACAUUUAUGAAUUUAUAGUACUUUUUGGUGGAAAAAGAUACAAGAAGGAGAGAGAGAGAGAGAGAGAAGGCCAAGAAGCCAUGUCUGCCACAGAAGUUUUGGUGACCCAUCCGCAGGUUGCGCAGUGUAUUCCCGAGGAGGAACUGCCCUGCAAACCUUAUUGCAUGGUCAAGAACACGGGGCCGCACUCGUCGUCGGGUCUGGCCACAGCCGGAUUUCGCACAGCCAAGUACAUCCCCGAGGAAUGGAUGCAGAACAACUAUUCCAAGUACUACCAGUCCUUCGCCGACCAGGACACGGCGGAGAACGUGCGCAACGAGGCCAAGUCUCUGAUCGCGGAGAGGGAGAAGCUGACCCAAGAUACCCAGGCGAAUUCCACCAAGAGGCUGGGCGAGAGGCUGCAAGAUAUCUUCUUCUGGAAAUCGGAGCUCACCAGGGAGAUCGAGGACCUCCUGGCCGAGACUGAGCUGCAGUUGGAGAAGCAGAGGGGCCUGGAGGUCGCCCUCGACGCCACCGAGGUGGCAAUGUUCAUCUCCACCGACAACCUGCAGAACAGGGAAAGGAGGCAGGGUCCCGACCUGGUCAAGGAUGCCGUGGAGGACGAGCUCCUCAAGGAGGCUGAUCUGAUUCAGAAUGUACGAGGUGUUUUGAAGCGAACUUUGGAUCAAGUCAUUACCCAAAUCAGGAAGAACAGAGAUAUCAAGGAACUCCUGGAGAUGGACUGGUCUGACAAGUAUGAAGCCUACAAAAUUGACGUGAAGGCUGGUGGUCUCAAUAACCAGAGCACCAACAUUCAGAUGCAUCCAAACUCUUCCAAGUUCGAGGAUAAUUCUUCUACACCAGAGUCCUGGGCCCAGUUCACCCACUGUAACAUCUACAAAGCUGAACAGGAGCGAAUGAAUUCUAUUAACCUCCGUGCUCUGGUUGACAAUGUGCUGGAGGAGACUUCCAAAGAUCUGCGUGAGCAGUAUGAUAGAGUUAACGCUGCCUUUAACAAGCGCUUGGAGGAGCUCUUUGAUGCAAAGGCCAAGAUAGACCAUCAUCUGAGAAAGAUACUCGAACAGAUUGCAAGUCAGGAGAGAAACAUUGCCAAUCUGAAACAGGCCAUAAAGGACAAGGAAGCUCCACUCAAAGUGGCUCAAACCAGACUGUAUGAGAGGACCUACAGACCGAAUGUGGAGCUCACCAGGGACCCUGCUCAAGUGAACCUGAUAUGUGAAGUCAGGGAAAUCUCGGAGUCCAUUGCACUCCUUCAGGAGAAACUCAAGGAAGCCCAGAUGUCACUGGAGAACAUGGAGAAUACGCGGAUGAUCCUCGAGAAGGAAGUCGCAAUAAAAGCAAACAGUAUAUUUAUUGACAGUGAGAAGUGCCUGAAACACCGAGUACGAUACCCAACUGUAGUUAGGUUGGCUGGUUAUCAAUAAGCUAACAGCAGGUAUUCUGUUACUAUGAGUGACUUAUCAAAUCUCCCUUGGAUGUAGAAACCUGGGUGAUUUCACACAUAUUGGGCACCUGACUAAAAGCACAAAUAAAAACACGUUCUCUAAAACAAGUAAACUAAAAUAACCACAGAAUUAUCAGGACUUUUAAUCCUAUAUCUAAAACUGAAAGCUUUUUCUAUGUUAACACGGCUGGAAUGUCAAUAAACUUAAAGAAAUAAGGAAGAUUUAGUACAUGUCCAUUAUCUUUCAAUGCCAGGUGUUGCAAUGGAAUGGGUGAACCCAAACGCAGGACACAGACACGGAGGUAGAGUAAUCUAAAGUGUUUAUUAAUGGUU
Messenger RNA from Mobula hypostoma (lesser devil ray), 1838 nucleotides. It is a transcript of the gene tekt4, whose product is annotated as tektin 4. NCBI's taxonomy places the organism in Eukaryota, Metazoa, Chordata, Chondrichthyes, Myliobatiformes, Myliobatidae. The transcript has 6 exons. Gene Ontology annotation, cellular component: microtubule cytoskeleton; sperm flagellum; nucleus. The record is from RefSeq and is a predicted model, not a curated record. Bases 142 to 1485 code for a protein of 447 amino acids. Gene Ontology annotation, biological process: cilium assembly; cilium movement involved in cell motility.